AUGCACAGAAAACUUUCCAAGAAAUGGUGAGCUGAAGAAGUAAAUGAAAAAUAUUCGAUCUUACGAUUCUUUGUUUACAGAAACAUAAAUAUUUGCAUAUUUUUGCUCCUUAUUUUUGCUUUAUGUGCUCCUAACAGUCUUAAUCUCCUUGUUCAAGCCUUGCCAAUAAUGAUUUUUCAAAUAUUAUUUUGCUUUCUAGUCAAUUACUUUGAUACAAAAGAUGAAAAUAAAAAGGCUUUAUUCGCAAUAAUUUACUCACUCUCCCUUCCGUGAACGAACAGAACCAUUGGAAAAAUACCUCUUUUUGCCCAAAGACCCACCCUCCUUGAGUGAACAAAAAAUUUUGUAUGAAAUAUAUAAGUGAUAAUUAUUAUAAUUAAAUCUGAGCUAAUUUUGUUUAAUUUGAAGCAACCUGCAUUUUAAAACAUAAAUUUUAGAAAUUAAAUUAAUAUUUGCUUUCUAAUUUUUGCGAAUUGGAAUGUUUUUAAUUUCGUAAUAAAAAUUUACUAUAAAAUUUAUAUAUAAAAAUUAGGAUGGGAAGUCAGAAUCUUGCUGCAUUGGCCUAUUUUGACUCUCUUACAAUCAUCUUAAAGACCACGUUAUACUAUGCGAAAUGUUUUAUGCUAUUCUUAUGAUGGCAUUUGAAAUCCCUUUAAUACAGACUCAUUGAGUUAGAUAUGCAGUCACAAUUAAGCAUGCAUUUAUGUGGCAUUAUAUUAACUACUUCAAUGGAAAUAUUACUUUCGAUUAUAGCAUCACUCCUCACAUCCCUACAGUCCUCUGUCUGUUUAUGUAUAACCACAUGACUAAUAUGAGGUCUGAAAUCUCUUAUGAACGUUUUUUAAAUAGAGAAGGAAAAUCAAAAGUAAAAAGAAGACUAGCUUUCCCUCCUUCUUUAAAUUUAAAAUAAAUAUAGGCAAAAUUUCCAUUGUUGAAUAAAUUAACCCCAUUUAAAUGGAUCAAAUAAUGUUUUCAAUAGUAAAAAGGCUAAUCUUUACAUAAAUUGAUUCUCUAUGAAAAUUAUUAAAAAUCAAAAUUAUUGCAUUUAAUUUUAUUUUAAAAAUAUUUAUUAAAUUUUUUUGUUAUCUCCAAAAAAAAAAUUAAUGACCUUUAAAUAUGGUGGAGUAAGCAUAAUUGUAAAUGCAUUCCCAGAUGGGAUUUUUAUUCUUUCAGAAAAUCUUGAAAUAGUUUAUACAAAUGAUAAUUUAUUAAGUUUAUUACAUUGUGACGAUCAACAUUUGAUGGAAGUUAUUUCAUCUAUUACUUAUUAUGAAGGUAAGAAAUACUCAAAUUUUUCAAAUUCAAAUCUAUUGAUAGAAGACUUAAAAGAAAUUUUUAACCAAAACAUCAGCAAUGGCUUUAUGCUUGGGAUAUCAUUAUAUGGGGGAAAUAACUAUGAGUGAAAAGGACAAAAAAUAAUUUGAGAAGACCAGCAUGCAAUUGCCAUAAUUGUAAGAGAUGCAAAUCAUAUUAUACAGCUUGAGCAGUCAAUUUCAGAUAGUAAAGUAAAAACUGUUAUAUUAAGGUCUGUAUCGCAUGAAUUGAGAACUCCUAUUAAUGCCAUUGCUUUUCUUGUAGAAGAACUGCUUGAAAAAAAGAAUGAGAAUUGAACAGAAGGUGAAGAAGAAAAACUUAGAAUUAUUUCAAUUUCCACAAAACUGCUCCUAACACUAGUUAAUGAUUUGCUUGAUUAUAGUAGAAUGCUGGCAGGAGCUUUUUCAAUCAGGAAAUGUGAAUUUAACUUGAGAUCUGCAAUAAAAAAUGCAUGAGAACUUAUAAAAUUGCAAGCUGUUAAGAAAAAUUUAAAAUUGACUCUAAGAAUUGACCCUUCUCUUCCAGUUAAUAUAUAUAGUGAUCAGCUGAGAUUUAGCCAGGUACUUUUAAACCUUCUUUACUCCCCCCCCCCCCCUCCGUGAGCGAACAAAAAAAUUUUUGUUCACUCACGGAGGGGGGUUAAUUUUUUUUUUAAAAACACAAUUUAUAUAUAUAAAUUUUAUAAAAAAAUAUUUUUUUCGAAAUUUAAAAAAAAUCCUAAUUUGCAAAAAUUGGGAAGCAAAUAUUAAUUUAAUUUGCAAAAUUUAUGUUUUAAAACGCAAUUUGUUUAAAAUUAAACAGAAUUAGCUCUAGAUUUCAUUAUACUAAUUAUCACUUAUAUAGCAAAAUUUUUUCUAUUAAAAUUUUUUCUAUUAAAAAUAUUUUUGUUCACUCACGGAGGGUGGGUUUUUGGUCAAAAAAUGGCGAUUUUUCUAAUGGUUUUGUUCGCUCACGGAGGGGGGGGGGGAGUUAGCAAUGCACUUAAAUUUACCUUGCAUGGCUCAAUCGAAGUUACCUUCGUUCUGAGCUUAAUGAAUCAAUUAAAAAUUACUGUUCAAGAUACUGGAAUAGGUAUUGAUUCAGACAAAAAGAAUAGAUUAUUCCAAGAAUUUAGUUCAGAUGGAUUGCCAACCAUCAAUCCCCAUGGUUGUGGUUUAGGCCUACAUAUAUCAAACAAAAUAGCCAAAGAACUAGGAGGAAGUUCUAUUAAAGUAAAGUCUCAAGUUGGUCAAGGCUCUGCUUUUUCAUUUGAUAUUGACAUAUUUGAUCAUAAUUCAAGCUUGAUUGCUGAAUCCUUAGAUUAUGGCACUUAUAUGGAUGAAAACCCUGAUCUUGGGAUUCCCUUCAGUUUGCCUUUGAUAUCACAUAAAUCUGAAUCACAUCAAGUUCUCAUUGUUGAUGAUAACGAUUUUAAUAGGGUUAUUUUAGCUUCACUUUUGAUGAAAAAUGGAAUACCGACCUUGGAAGCAUGCACUGGGAAGCAAGCUGUUGAUUUAAUUUUAAAGAACAGCACCAAGGAAAAGAUUCCGAUAAAAGUAAUUGUUAUGGAUGGAGAAAUGCCAGAAAUGAAUGGCUGAGACGCAACUAAAAAAAUCCAUGAAAUGUAUUUUAAAAAAGAAAUAAAGUUUCUGCCGAGUAUAAUUGGAUAUACAGCCUAUAACACAGACGAGGAUAUUUCAAACUGUUUUAAAUGUGGCAUGCAAGAGUGUCUGAUAAAACCUUGUGCUGCAGAUAAAAUAUUAGCAACAAUAAUAAAAUUUUUAUAA
Messenger RNA from Blepharisma stoltei, 3080 nucleotides. The record is from the annotation of a GenBank genome assembly. Lineage: Eukaryota; Ciliophora; Heterotrichea; Heterotrichida; Blepharismidae.